Molecule: messenger RNA, 2121 nt
Organism: Diuraphis noxia (Russian wheat aphid)
Lineage: Eukaryota; Metazoa; Arthropoda; Insecta; Hemiptera; Aphididae
Product: pancreatic triacylglycerol lipase-like
Biological process (GO): lipid catabolic process
Molecular function (GO): triacylglycerol lipase activity; protein binding; serine hydrolase activity
Source: RefSeq, a predicted model, not a curated record
UUUGAUGGACAAAAGCAAAUUAGAUAAUAAUAACAAGGUACUUGUCGUAAUCAGUUAAAUAUCCGCGUGGUUUGUUAAUUUUGUUAAAUAAAUUGUAACUUUUGUAUGUUAGUACGUUUUAUAAACAUAAAUUUUAAACUUUUAUCAAACAAUAUUGAGAUUUCUAAUCACUGUAGUUGAUUAAAAAAAAAAAAACGGUUUAUCUAUGCUUGAUAAAUAUAGCUGCUCAUAAUUUACUAUACUAUUAGGAUGACAACAAGUCGAAAGACCAAGUACUUCAAACUGUCUCAAAAUAUGAAAUUUGGUCCUCAUAAUAUCAGAUUUUUAUCUGAAUGACGCUUAGCAGGGACCAGGUUCUGUCUGGACGGUGAGUUCAAUAAUGGAAAAACUAAAUCUAUUAUGAAAAUAUUAAGUAGGAGGUAUGGUCCGAGGUCAUGUGGCUUUGUGCAUAGCGACGCUCGCGACGUUUGUGCGGUCAGGCGCAGCGGGCAUUCUCGAAUGGGGACGAUCCAACCACAUAGAGGUCAACAUACCCUGGUUACCAUUUGAAAACGAAACAAGAUGUUACGACGAACUAGGGUGUUUAAAUAUAACCCGAGAUUGGUAUCAUCUUAUAUAUCGGCCAUUCAAUGUGUUUCCAUUAGCGAGACAAGUCAUCGACACACGAUUUAUAUUGUACACGAGAAAAAAUCCAUUACAAGGUCAAAUGCUGAAAGUACAAUCGGAGAAAACAAUACAGAAAUCCAAUUUUGAUCCCAAAAAACCUACAAAAUUUAUUAUACAUGGUUUUAUAGACACGCCUCUGAGCAAUUGGGUCAAGGAAAUGAGGAGAGAACUUCUGAAACAUUCUGAUUGGAAUGUAAUUGUAGUGGACUGGGCUGGCGGAUCGUUGCCUUUAUACACGCAGGCAACAGCCAACACGAGGCUAGUGGGACUAGAAAUCGCCUAUUUCAUCAACUAUUUAAAAGAUAACGUGGGGUUAAAUCCGAAACAUGUUCAUCUGAUAGGACACAGUCUGGGCGCUCACACUGCUGGGUACGCCGGAGAACGGAUCGAAGGGUUAGGACGAAUUACAGGACUAGAUCCUGCCGAACCAUAUUUCCAAGGAAUGCCUUCACACUCCAGAUUGGAUCCUUCCGAUGCGCAACUUGUGGAUGUUAUACACACCGACGGGUCUUCCAUAUUUCUAUUGGGAUACGGGAUGAGUGAACCUUGUGGCCACAUAGACUUUUAUCCGAACAAUGGUAAAGAACAGCCUGGUUGUGAUCUAACAGAAACUCCAUUACCGUUAACUCUCAUCAAAGAGGGAAUUGAAGAAGCAAGUCGUGUUUUAGUUGCUUGUAAUCACGUAAGAGCUAUAAAACUGUUCAUUGAGUCUAUAAAUUCGAAAUGUCCGUACGUCGCACACAAAUGCAACUCGUAUCAAAACUUCUUACAGGGUAAAUGCUUCUCAUGUAAAGAGAAUGAUACAGGAUGUGCCAUAAUGGGCUUAAAUACAGUAAGACCAAACCAUGCCCCAGGUUCCAAGUAUUUCAUAUCUACUGGGAAAGAUACACCAUAUUGUAGACGACAAUACAAGGUCAUGUUAGAUUUAGCCAAGCCACCUAGGGCAGAGUCCUGGGUUCAAGGUUUUAUGAAAGUGUCGUUACAUAGUGACAACGGAGUUAUCAGAAACCUAGAUUUAACCCCUAAUGGUUAUGAACGUAUGGAGCACGGUACUAGCCGGAGCUUUGUGGUCACCCAUCCGGAUGACAUAGGACAAGUGAAACGAGUAGAGUUCUACUGGGAGUAUGACAUGGACGUGCUACAACCCAGGUCCAUAUGUUUCUUUUGGUGCAACGACCAUCUGUACGUGUCUAGUAUCGGUGUCACAGAGGCCGAAGAUGACGGAAACAGAGGUAAAAGAGGCAUCCAAGUGGAUACUAAGUUGUGCAGCCAGGGUCCUAGAGAGUAUGCUGAUAUUGCUUCUAGGACUUCAGCCGUGUUCGUCGACAAAUGCGAUGACCAAGAACUUCUAAACUAAUGAAAUAGUUUAUGUAUAUAGCACAAAUAUUAUAUCAUUAUGAUUGGUUAAAUGUACAUAAGUUAUAUAAAUGUAUAAUGCAUUAUCGUGUGCACUUU